Funneliformis mosseae is the source of this 196-nucleotide messenger RNA. The record is from the annotation of a GenBank genome assembly. Lineage: Eukaryota; Fungi; Glomeromycota; Glomeromycetes; Glomerales; Glomeraceae.
AGGUGCGAACUCAAGUCAUAGAGGACGUGGAGGACGUGAUCGUGAUAAUAAUAUUGGUCGUCGUCGCGAUGAUGUUCAAAGACCUCCACCAACACAUCUUAGCGUCCCAGAAAUAAAGCAAGCGCAACAAGAAACGACCAUGGCAAAUUUUUGUUCUUCCGAAUUAUCAUAUAAUGGUAGUUUUGGCCUUUCCAUC